Messenger RNA from Paramuricea clavata, 9850 nucleotides. NCBI's taxonomy places the organism in Eukaryota, Metazoa, Cnidaria, Anthozoa, Malacalcyonacea, Plexauridae. The record is from the annotation of a GenBank genome assembly.
UAUUGGCAUUUUUGCAUGCUAGAUCUUUAUAAUCUAUUUCGCUUCGAAGAUCCUCUAGCAUUUAUUAUCUUCUUAUGAGGUCAUUAACUCGCGUCUUUUGUGCGGCGGUUUUUGAAGGGGGCAAAUUAAUCCAAGGCAAAUAUUUCCACACACACGCAUCAUGGCGGUAACGUGGUGUGCAGGGAGUGGUUUGAAAAUCCGUGAAAAUGGCGAUCUUACGAGCUGUUUUGUCGACACUUUACUCCUAAUACCAACUGCUAUAGUUUUGUUUAUAUUGAUACCAGCUUUGGUGCUCAUUUUGCGUGGAAAAUCGGAGGUUUUUGGGCAAUCUUGUGUGAGAUUCAAACAUCACUCCUUGCGAUGGAUGCUAACUAUCCUAUUGUUAUUAUCUUAUAUGGCCAAGAUCGGCGAAGGUUUUAUGUUCCAAGAACAGAUUUCAACAACACCGUUACACUUGUAUCUACCCAAUAUGUUCUCGUUUGUAUGUUUGAUACUUGCAACCAUCUAUUAUGAUAUUGUAGAAGUCAGUCAAAUCUCUCCAGUCAAAAAGCUAUCAAUUCUGUUUGUGUAUUGGUUGAGUAGUGUAAUAGUAUGGACUGUGAAGUUUGUACAGUUAUACCAAGUUGAAGGACCAUAUGAUAUCCGCCUGGCUACAAACGUUUGCAUCCUGGUAUUUUACUCAUUGUUGCUGAUAGUCGAGAGACGAGUCAUUUUCUCACAUCUUCCUGGACGGUCACAAUAUUCCUCGUGGAGCCGAGCUAAUGAAAGUGAAGUCGAGGGGGAUGCCUGUCGAGAAUUCCAAGCUGGCCACAUUAAAUUUGUACAUGAUUUUGCAAACUUUUUGUCCCGUUGUACGUUCUCGUGGAUGUAUGAUAUGUUAAAGCUUGGCAGCAGUCGACCUCUUGAACCCGAAGAUCUAGGCGAGUUACCACCGGUUGACAAAUCCGAGCUUAACCACAAAAAGUUUAUCAAAGUUUGGGAGAAGGAAAAAGUCCGAGCUGCUCCGAAGAAUACCACCCCAUCUCUUUGGCGUGCUUUCUUCAUCACAUACAAACAUAUCAUCCUAACGGCAGCUGCUUGCCGUUUUUUUGGAGAUCUGUUAAGUUUCAUUGGUCCGUUGUGUUUAAAACAAAUUGUUGCUUAUGUUGAGGAGACUUUGAAGUCAGACAGUGAUGAUUCAAAGUCUCAAACGGCAGAUGAUGUAACGAUGUCCAUGUCAGACUUUUUCGGCAAUGGUUUUGUUUUGGCUGUAGUGAUAUUAUUUGGAAAUAUCGGAUCAACCACUUUGAUACAGCAAUAUUUUUACAUCUCACUUCGUUUUUCUAUGAAUUUAAGAGCAUCUCUUCAGGUGAGUAAGUAAAGUUUGGCAGUUUGCCAUAUUGUUCUUCAAAUAUUUAAACUUUUAAGUGGCAAUGCACCUUACUUUAUUCUUUUACUUCAUCUAAUGCCAGAUGAUUUUAUUCAUCAAGGAGAGAGUGCUGCCUGCCACUAAAUGGGUUAAUUAUAGUUAACUGUGUAAGUGGUUAUUUUACUCUGUCUAAAAGCAGACAAUUUUACUUGUCAAGGGGGGAGUGUUGUUGCUCAAUGAGUUAACCGUGUCCAUGGCUGAGAAAGUUAAAUUAAUUGUCUGGCAUUGGCCAGGAUAAUGUUGAGUAAGCCAUUUUGCAGAUUAUAUUUUGCAUAAUAUAUGCAAAGUUUAUGUUGUACUUUUUUAAGUUAAGAAGAUUAAGGUAGUUGAGCUAGCUAGCAAUCCAGAUGUGAGCUACUUUAGCUGAUUAUUUUUAUCUAAAUUCCUAGGUAAUGAUCUACAACAAAGGCCUGAAUCUUUCCAGUUUCACAAUUUCUGGUGGUAAAAUGGACUCGGGACAAAUUGUAAACCAUAUUUCAACAGAUACUCAAAACAUUUCUAUGUCGAUGACCUUCCUACACAAUUUGUGGGCAGCACCUCUCAAACUCAUUGUUGCAUUCGUUCUUAUCAUAAAUGAGCUUGGUGUUGCCGCAUUACUGGGUUUUGUUGUGUUGCUUGUGCUUAUCCCAAUAAACUAUGUUUUAGCAGCGAAGAUGGGACGGUUUCAAAAGAUAGGCUUAGGUACAGUAUUGUAUAAAAAUUAUUGUUUCUUUUUUUUUAAAUAUUUCAGCCAAAGGCUUUCUCACUAGCAAACCCUAGUGGCUCUUCACCUUAUUUGAGAGAAGUCUGGUAAUGAGCCUAGUUUGCAAGGUGCCGUGCUGAAUUUGCAAACACUGUUUGCAAAUCAUUGGCAUCGACACUUCACCUUUUAAUGGGUUAAUUAUGUAUGUUUAUGCAACUGUAGGUAUAAGUGACGAGCGUCUGAAGAACACAAAUGAGAUGCUGCAGGGAAUGAAACUUUUGAAGCUCUAUGCAUGGGAAGGAUGGUUUUGUGAGCUGAUUGAAAGAAUACGUGCUCGUGAAAUCUCUGUCAAAGUGAAAACUGCUCUCCUGAAUGCCUUGGUGUCAUUUAUUACUACAUGUACAACAACCAUCGUGGCUCUCGUUAUGUUUGUCAGUUAUGUCAAAGUGUCUGGUAAAGAGCUGACUGCGUCAAAGGCGUUUGCAUCAUUAGCCCUGAUUAAUCUUAUGAGGGUGUGUAAAUCAUUUACUUGAUACCAAUGAACUUGCUCGCCCAUUGGGUGUAAGUUCACCCCUAAACCUCUGUGACAAGGAAAAAACAUCUAACACAGACAGCUCUCUAAUACAGACACCUUUUUUAAUACAGACACCUUUUUUAAUACAGACACCUCUCUAACACAGACCGCUCUCUAACACAGACAACUCUCUCAUAUGGCUGCCUCUCUAAUACCGACAUGUCUCUGAUACAGACAACUCUCUAAUAUGGACACCUCUCUAAUACAGAUAACUUUCUGUUAUGGACGCCUCUCUAACAUGGACAUCUCUCAUAUAUGUCUAUCUCUCUAAUAUGGAUAAUUUCCAAUACAAAUGCUUGAAUAAUUCUCAUAUAUUUUCUUUUAAAUAGACCUCUCUUUCUCAUUGCUCUGUUCCUUAAAUGUCCAUAGUAGAAAAGCCAGACUGUUUAUUUUUCUCCAACUAGGUGCCCCUCUUUCUGUUACCAAUGAUGGUCCGUACAGUAGUGAAUGCACGCGUUAGCACCAAGCGUCUUCUUCCUUACCUCCUUGCACCUGAAAUCAGUCACCUGCGAGACGAAGCUCCCGUCUGUGUCAUCGAAGAAGACGAAGAAAGCCCGAGCCCAGAGGAAUUCAAAAUGGUGCCGCUGAAACCCACCAAGGAUGACACAUCACCAUCACCAGGUAGCCCUACCAUUGAGGUUAGCGUGAAGUUCUCUAAAGAUUCAGAGAGGAAGAAAGAUGAUAUGAAACCCAAGUCGACCACUAAUGCUGAUUUCUGUAUUCCACCACGGAUUGCAGUUGUUAUCAACGAUGCCAGCUUCACGUGGGACCCCGAAGCAGACCAGCCAACAAUAUCGAACGUAGAUGUUAAUGUACCCAAAGGAAAACUGACGAUGAUUGUGGGGCCUGUUGGAAGUGGAAAAUCCUCUUUGGUAAUGUAUAAAGCCAUCUGAAUGACUUAUUAGAAGUUGUUCCAACAGCUUGUGAUCGUCCUGCAAUUUGUCAACAAGUUGUGAGUGACUACUUUGUAGCAACUUGAUAAAAUGACAACAUCGUUACAAGUUUGUUCCAACAGCUUGUGAUCGUCCUGCAAUUCAACAACUUGUCAACAAGUUGUGAGUGACUACCUUGUAGCAACUUGAUAAAAUGACAACAUUGUUACAACUUGUUGACAAGGUAUAAUGUUAUAAUUAUAUUUUUCAUAUUUAAUUCAGGUCAAUGCUUUACUGGGCGAGAUGACAGCGGUUGGUGGUCAAGUGUGGUGGGCUGAUGACAUCACAGUCGCGUACGCCGCGCAGAAAGCAUGGCUGUUGAAUAACACGGUAAAGAACAAUAUUCUCUUUGGACAGCCUUACAUCCGUGAACGUUACGAAGCCAUCUUGGAGGCAUGUGCCUUGAAAAGUGAUUUGGAAAUAUUACCUGCAGGUAAAGAAUUGUACAGUCUGUGCCAGUUAGGUAGUCCGGGCAGGAAAAAAAUUUCGUCCUGGGAGCAGAACCUGGAGUCAAAAAUUUCCUGCAGACCAAUGGAGGAUUUUUGUGCUAAAUCUGCAUGUGCAUAAACAUAUAGUGUUCUGGCUGACCAUGGUUUUAAAUUCAAGGAAUAAUGUCUGUCAACCAUAUGUUAAUGUUGCGCCCAUAGUGGGACAUGCAUAUGGUGUUAAAGUUUCUUUCAAAUUGUCGAUAGCAAAUCUUCAUUCAAACAAAUUUCCUGAAGCUGUUUAACUUUUCCUGCGAGCAGUACUCCCGUGCUCGCCUAUUUUUUCCUCACCUGUAGGUAGUCAGCCGAUAAUGAGAAAGUUUCGGAUUGAUAGGGAUACAACUACCUGAAAAAUACAAGGAGAACUUCGACGUUUCGAGCGAAGGCCCUCGCAAGUUCUGCUCGUAUUUUUCAGGUACUCUAAAUCCAAGUCUAAAAUAAUAGUGGUUUAUUUAUUUAUCCUUAGGAGAUGAAACGGAGAUUGGUGAAAAAGGGAUCAACCUCAGCGGCGGUCAAAAACAACGGAUUAGCGUCGCAAGAGCAGUUUAUUCUGGCGCGAAUUUCGUCAUGUUUGAUGACCCGCUCUCCGCACUCGAUGCGCACGUGGGUCAACACGUGUUUGAACAGGCGAUCAUGAAGAUGCUUGUCCAGCGGGGUCGUACAGUAGUGUUGGUGACACAUCAGUUGCAGUAUCUGCCCAAGGCUGAUAAUGUCAUCGUCAUGAAGGAUGGCCGUGCUGUCAUAUGCAGUACGUUCAGAGAUGUGGAGAAUGCUGAGAAGUCUGAUAAUGCGAAAUCUGAUAAUGUGAAGAAAGCAUUGAUACUCACACGCCAGCAAUCUAUCGAACGAGAACAGCAUGUGGUAAGCACACGUAGACACAAUGGGAUAUGGGGCUAAAUACCUAUCAAUGCUGUUAUAGUUUAUCUGAAAAUUAGCUUAAAUCACCUAGAAACGUACCUGAAAUUACUCGCUACAGCUUUUUCUACUAAAGUUUUGCAAUAAACGGAUUUGCAGAUGUGCCCAAACCAAAACAUCUUGUUAAAUUUGAACCCAGGUUUAGCGCCAAUCCAGCUUUGACAACUGACCCCUGGUCAACAUUCUUUAUACACUUUUUGUUACUUUUUGUUGGCUUCAGGAAGAAGAGGAGAUUGAGGAGGUCCACGAUCGACGGCACACCGUGGAGGAAGAGAUCCAGGAAGCCGGGGAAGACGAUGAAGAGAACGAAAAGGGAAAAUUGAUGACGAAAGAAGAACGAGAGAAAGGCGCUGUGGCUUUGCGUGUCUAUCUUUCUUACGCUAAAGCUUGUGGUUACCUUUUUGCAGUUAUAGCUUUAGUCCUGGCUGUGGCGGCACAGGGUAGGUACUGUUGUUAUUACAGACCAGGCGUCGGUUGUACGAAUGCAGGAUAGCGCUAUCCACAGGAAAAAAUUACUAUCCGGUGGAUAGCGCCAUCUGAUAUUCACACAACCGACCCCAGGUAGCUGGCAUCUAUUUCAACCAGAGCGGCCCAUCUCAUCGAGGUGACACUAUUCGAAACCUCUCUGAUGACCCUUAGACCUGACUUGUCGACCAUGUUUAUCAUGAGCCUAUGGUUCGUGUGAAUUGGGCAACCUUAUCUUCUGCGAAACGACGUUUUAAAUAAUAUGUUUAAGUUCUAUAUAAAAUUAUCUCAUAUCCAGGUGGCAUUGUCGGCGCUGACUGGUGGCUAUCAAUCUGGUCGUCGGAUAGACCUCGUGGUAAUACAAGCGCCGACCAUGAUGUCGACUAUUAUCUGGUCGGAUACACAUCUCUCUCUAUUGCUGCCGUCGUGUUGACAUUCUUCAAGUCCAUAUCCAUAGCUAUGUGUUGUCUUAGAGGGGCCAAGUUGCUGCAUAUACGCAUGCUCAGACGUAUCGUCCAAGCACCAAUGAGGUUUUUUGAUACAACGCCUAUCGGACGUGUGUUAAACAGAAUGUCUUCCGAUACUGCAGCCAUUGAUAGCAAUCUGCCAAGUAAGUUUAAACUUCACGCGCCUUUUCACACCUUCUCAUUAUAACUUUCCCAAUAUCCAGUUUAAAAAUAUAUUUUAUUUGUUCUAGUGGUGACUCAGAAUUUCAUUAACACGAUGUUAAGUGCGGUAGCCGCUCUCGUGGUCCAGGCAGCCGUUACUCCGUAUUUCCUACUUGUCGUUUUACCUUUCAUUAUCAUUUACUAUUUCGUACAACGCUUCAUCAGGUACGCAUUUUAUUUUGUUUAUUGUCUGCCGUCUAGUAUAUAUACUUUGUGAUUACCGCAAGUCGGGAAUGACGGAAAUUCACGAGUAGACAUUCGAAUAUUUGAUGUGUAGAUAUUGCUCUCAUGUCCAAUCUAACGACUUGCACUCGCGCUAUGUCUACACACACUGACCGCGUUGCAGUGACAUAGCCAGCCCGACAAUUUAGUCAUGUUAUUUGGAGAGUUGGAGAGGCGUUUGAGGCGCACAACCCUAUCGCAUUCUAGCAAAUGUACACAUGUCGUCCCUUGACUUUUCUUAUUAUUUUAGACGCAGUACUCGCGAACUUCAACGUUUGGACAGCAUCAGUAAAUCACCGAUCUACGCGCAACUGUCUGAAACCUUGGGAGGUCUCUCAACCAUCCGUGCAUACCGCUCACAAGAACGUUUUCAACUACAAAUCAUGAACGCCAUUGAUAAGAACAACAUUGCGUUUAUCUUCACUCAAAUGGCAAACCGUUGGUUGGGAUUGCGACUGGAUUACGGUGGCGCUUUGAUUGUGUUUCUAGCAGCUGUUUCCUCAGUCGCCGCUGCCCUAUCUGGUACUAUCAGUCCCGGGCUUGUGGGUCUGGCUCUCACAUAUGCACUCGCUGUGGCUCAAGUGUUUAACUGGGUAGUGCGCAUGGCCACUGAGAUCGAGAUGAACAUGAAUGCGGUUGAGCGUGUCGAUCAUUAUUCCAAUAUCGAGAAUGAACCUUCGCAGAAAGAUGCCGAUGUUACACCAGGCGAGAAAUGGCCGGAAAAAGGUUUGAUACCUUAGAUAUUAAACAAAAAUUUAAGGCAUUCCACAUACUGGAUGGCUCUAUCAGUCCUAUAUGUCCAGAGCUAUGGAUCCAGUGUGGUUAGCUUAUUAGCCGUUGUUGUUAUACAAUUAUCGUUCUUUCUCUCCUGUGUAGGUGAAAUUGUUUUGAAAGAUUUAACCCUCGCUUACGCCCACGAGUUACCUCCAGUGGUCAAAGACGUGACAGUCGACGUCAAGGCUGGUGAAAAGAUUGGCGUCUGUGGUCGUACGGGCAGCGGUAAAUCAACAAUCACUUUAGGCCUGUUUCGAAUGUUGGAGCAUUUCGAAGGUCAGAUUGUGAUAGAUGGUAUAGAUAUAUCCCAGAUGUCUUUGCGACCUCUGCGUUCCCGAUUGGCUAUCAUUCCCCAAGACCCGAUCCUGUUCCAAGGCACAGUGAGGUUUAACCUGGACCCGCGUGGAGUACACGAGGAUGACGCGUUGUGGCACGCACUCGAGGUUGCUCAACUGAAGAAUGCCAUUACGGCUUUGUCCGGAGGACUGGAGGGUGCCAUUGUCGAAGGUGAAGUUUCAUUUUUCUUAGGAUAUGAUCUAAUGAGCUUUAGAUCAAGUAUUACGCUUACCUAAUUACAUACUUAGCCUACACGCGUAAAAAUUGAGAAAAUCAACAACUUGUUCCAACUCGAACCGUCCUGACCGCGUAGCUCAGUUGGAAGAGUAUUGGGCUAGUAUUCCAAAGGUCGUAGGUUCGAAUCCCACCGUGGCCGGGCAUAUUUUUCAAGCUCGCCCGGUGUGGAUAUGCACUCAGAGUAACAUCGCAAACAUAUUAUUCACCUGAGUACACAACACCAGCACAGAAAAAUUCAUAUUACUAGAACACAUUGGUAUUGAAGGAACUAGAUACUGUUCCGAAAUAUCACUUACUCGAACCGUCCUGACCGCGUAGCUCAGUUGGAAGAGUAUUGGGCUAGUAUUCCAAAGGUCGUAGGUUCGAAUCCCACAGUGGCCGGGCAUAUUUUUCAAGCUCGCCCGGUGUGGAUAUGCACUCAGAGUAACAUCGCAAACAUAUUAUUCACCUGAGUACACAACACCAGCACAGAAAAAUUGUUCCAGGUUGAUAUCGACAGGCGUGAACAAGGUUGUGCGGCCCACUAUGAACAGUAUUGUCAACAUGUUGUUACAGCAUACUGUAACAACUUGGAACAACAUGGUUGACAACUUGUUCAUAGCUGGCCGCACAACAUUGUUCACGCCUGUCGAUAUCAACUUGGAACAACCUGUGCGUUUUUAGCCGUGUAGACUAUUUUAUUACAUACUUUACCUAGACGAUAUUACUUUCUUAACUGUGUCCAUCCUAACCCACCCGACAACUUUCCCAGUGGGAGGAACCCCGAGCACCCGGAGAAAACCCAAGACUUUCGGCAGAGCGUUGACUGACUCUUUUCACAUGAGUCUGAUCCUGGUGUCUGCGUUUCCGUGUUUAGGUGGAGAGAAUCUAAGUGUUGGUCAGCGUCAAUUGUUCUGCUUGGCCCGCGCACUCUUGGUAGAGUCCCGGGUACUAGUGAUGGAUGAGGCGACAGCGAACGUCGACUUAGAAACGGAUAAAUUGAUUCAAGAGGUCGUACGAAGUGCGUUUAAACAUUUCACCAUCUUGACGAUAGCACAUCGUAUUGACACAAUCCUAGAUUCAGAUCGGAUCAUGGUGUUGGAUCAAGGACGAUUGAUUGAGUGGGAUUCUCCGGAGGCGUUGCUUGCGAAUGAAGAUAGUGUGUUUUCCUCACUGGUGAAAGCGCAUAAGUAAGAUUAUUGUAGACAUGGCACGGCGCUUUAGCCCUUUAAGGUGAUGUUAUACUACUUUGCUUUUCUUGCGCUUUUGCUGCGAGACAAGUUGCAAGAUGUAACCACGCUUAAACUUUAAACUCACGCUUCCACAGUGAGUUCCAUUUCUUUCUGGAGUAAGAACUGGCGUCGUGGAAUAAAUUUCAGGACAAAGGAUUGACUUGCAACAAGGCACGAGUCUUGAUGUAUUUUACAUACUUUGUUUACUUUAGUUUACUUUACCUUACAUUAGUUGUGUUUUUUGUACUGAAACGUACAAGGUGUGCUAUAAUAGCUAGAUUUUACUGUAAAAUUAAGUAUGGUAUAAUAGCUAGAUUUAACUGUAAAAGUAAGUAUGGUACAAUAGCUAGAUUUUACUGUAAAAGUAAGUAUGAUAUAAUAGCUAGAUUUUACUGUAAAAUUAAGUAGUUUUAAAGCUAGAUUUUGCUGUAAAAUUAAGUAUGGUUUUAUAGCUAGAUUUUACUGUAAAAGUAAGUAGGAUAUAAUAGCUAGAUUUUACUCUUUUGGUGUGUUCGGAAUGAAAAUUACUGAAGUUGAUAUUGCUAAUAUAUAAGUUGAUAUUAAUAAUAUAUAAGACACCGCGAGUGUCUAGGUAGUCCUUGGGGCGGACCAUUUGAAUAAUUUAUGUGUUGGGGAGAUUUCAGCUUACACGAAUUUUUUUCAUCUGUCUGCUUGUGCUGGAAUGUUUUGCGUUAUUUUAAAGGCAUCUUUUCCUUGCUUUCCUCUGCACGAUUUUUUGUCCCCACCCACAUUGCUUUUCUAAUGGUCCGCCCCUUAGUCUUAAUUGUAGAUUUAAAAGUGUUGUGUUAUCUGAGGUAUAUAUUGCCGAUACUGAUUGUGUGUAUUGUUUUAAUUAAUUAUCUAAAACAAAUAUAAUCUAAAACCAUUUAUUUACAUUCGUAUUUUGUAGAACCAUAGAUAACAACCAAGUUGACCAACCA